AAAUAAAUCCACUCUUGCUAUAUAUAAGUUAAUCACGUGACGAUCACAAAGGUCAACAAGACCAGGAAGAAAAAUACCAUAAUCGCCAUGUUGGAUUUUUGUAGAGAAUAUCUCUUAAAAUCCAAUCAAAGUGUCUGACCAUGUUUGGUUCUCUGUCGGCGUCUUCUAUCAAAACAGAAGAACAUUGCUACACCAUGGAAUCUCCCGGUGCAGAGUCCUCUCCCCGAGACAGACCGCUCAUUGAUGUACCACGGAUCAUCACACAAAUAAAUACCGACUAUAGACUAUUAGACAGAGUGGCUUGUCUGAGUGAUGAGGAGAUGUGGACGUUAGGUAAUGACAAAAUCAUGAGACGGUACAACCUCAGUGGGAAACUAUUGAAGAAGUCAGUAAUAACAAGGUCAGGGAGCAAUCCAGGGGACAUAGCAGUGACAAGGAGUGGGGAUCUAGUUUUUACUGAUUAUGUUGGUAGAACUGUGAACAAAUUUAGGAAUAAAUGGAUAGAUACAGUGACCAGACUACGGGGGUGAAGACCUCGCGGUGUCUGUAGUACCUCCUCUGGUGACCUCCUGGUUGUCAUGGACAGUGAUGAUUAUAAACAAACAAAAGUUGUGUGUUACUCUGGCUCCACAGAGAAACAAAGUAUUCAGUACGACGACAAAGGACAACCUCUCUAUUCAUCUGGUGGAUUAUAUAAAACUAAAUACGUCAGUGAGAACAGGAACCUAGAUAUCUGUGUGUCAGACCGUGACGCCGGUGCAGUUGUGGUGGUCAAUCAGGCCGGGAAACUUCGGUUUACCUACACUGGUCCUCCCUCUACUACCAAGGGAUCAUUCUUUCCGCGCGGCAUCACAACAGACAGCCAGGGUCGCAUCCUGACAGCGGACCUUAGCAACUACCGUAUCCACAUCCUGGAUCAGGACGGACAGUUCCUCCGCUACAUUGACAACUGUCAUUUACAGGAUCCAUGUGGUUUAUGUGUGGACACCAGAGACAACCUGUUUGUGACUGAGUACACAACAGGUAAAGUGAAGAAAAUACAAUAUUACAUGUAAACAAACUGUGUUUAUAAUAAUCAAACUAUCUGUUUAUUUAUUUACAUGUAUCAAUAGUGAAGGAAAUCCAUAUUACAAAUGAAACAAACCAUGUUUUAUAAAAAUCAAAUGGUUCAUGAUAUUAAAUUACAUUUAAAUUAAGUUCUCAACUGAAAACAGCUUAAUAUUACAAGUAAAUAAAUAACACUUUUGAUAGCAUGUUUACAUGACAACAUACUAUUUUACAUCUUGUAUGUGAACAAUCUACAUAUAACUGACCGUGUUUACAUAAUGUUUGUCAACUGAUUGUUUUAUGUAUUAAAUGUAAACUGUGUUUAUAUAUGUAUGCCACUGUCAACAGACCAAAUGUGGUGAUUUGAAAUUUAAAAUUCAAACAUUGCGUGCCAUCAAACCUAGUGUGUAAAAUUAUUAUAAUCAAUAUAUGUUAAAUUGUGUGUGUAUAUUUAAUCACAAAAAGUAA
Messenger RNA from Magallana angulata, 1515 nucleotides. RefSeq lists its product as uncharacterized. The transcript is spliced from 2 exons. The coding region runs from base 579 to 1055 and encodes 158 amino acids. The record is from RefSeq and is a predicted model, not a curated record. NCBI's taxonomy places the organism in Eukaryota, Metazoa, Mollusca, Bivalvia, Ostreida, Ostreidae. Gene Ontology annotation, molecular function: protein binding.